Molecule: messenger RNA, 2683 nt
Organism: Stegostoma tigrinum
Lineage: Eukaryota; Metazoa; Chordata; Chondrichthyes; Orectolobiformes; Stegostomatidae
Gene: tmlhe
Product: trimethyllysine hydroxylase, epsilon
Exons: 8
Coding region: 185-1447 (420 amino acids)
Biological process (GO): carnitine biosynthetic process
Cellular component (GO): mitochondrion
Molecular function (GO): iron ion binding; trimethyllysine dioxygenase activity
Source: RefSeq, a predicted model, not a curated record
GCAUGUGCAGUGAAGGCAGUUGGUAUUUUUAAAGACCGGGUGAAUGGACUGCAAUUGGAUUGCCAGCUGAGUUUCUUCAACUGUUGUUAGUCCUGACGUGACUGGAAGUGCCCAGUUUUUGGUUUUGGAAAGUUUUUUUUUUGAAGUAUCUGCGAGGUCCUGGUUAUUGGCUCGAGGAGGAGCGAUGUCUUGGUACCGCUUUCUCCAUAUUAGUGCAAAGCAUCUGUUCAGACCUGACAUUCAAGGACGGGAACCGUGGAAUUGUUGGAUAAGGAAGCAUCUACCUGCAGUAACCGUAAGACGUUGGAAACAUGGUGCUCCAGAUUCGUUGAACUGUUCCUGGUUGAUGCAUGAUCAACACUUGGAAUUGAAAUUUUCUGACAUGGUGAUGCGAUUAAAUUACGUUUGGCUGCGAGAUCAUUGUCGCUCUGCGUCGUGUUACAACCCAAAGACUAAUCAGCGGAGCUUGGACACAGCUCAGGUGGAUUUGGCUAUUAAACCAGCAAAGAUACGUUCUGACAAUGAUACAAUCUACAUAACCUGGCCAGAUAAUCACAUGACCAAAUACGCCUUGUCAUGGUUGGCAAAAUAUUCUUUCGAAGGCCAGAAACAGACAGUGCAACGUCGUAUCCUCUGGAAUGCUUCCGUUUAUAAUGAAGCCCAAAUGCCUUAUGUUACAUACAAUUCUGUGAUGGAGUCAGAUGAGGAACUGAAAAAAUUUUUGGAAAUCUUCUUGCUUUAUGGCAUUGCUUUUGUUGAUGAAGUUCCUGUGAGUGUUGAGGCAACAGAGGCUGUAGCUUUACGUGUUGGCUUGAUCAGGGAGUCUAUUUUUGGCCGAAUGUGGGAUUUUACUUCGGAUUUUUCUCGUGGUGACACGGCGUACACAAAGGUGGCUCUGGAUCGCCAUAUAGACACUACUUAUUUUCAGGAACCUUGUGGAGUUCAACUGUUCCAUUGUUUGAGGCACGACGGAACUGGUGGAAGAACACUGUUGCAGGAUGGGUUUCAUGCUGCCGAAAAUGUACGAAAAGAAAAUCCACAUAACUUUGAAGUGCUUACCAAAGUACCAAUAAAACAUGAAUACAUAGAGAAUGUAGGAGGAUGCCACAAUCACAUGAUUGGAAUUGGACCAGUUCUGAAUGUUUAUCCUUGGAAUAAUGAAUUAUACCUAAUGAGGUAUAACAAUUAUGACCGAACCGUUAUAAGCACAGUGCCUCAUGAUGUUGUUCAUCAAUGGUAUGUUGCACAUCGAGCCCUUACGACAGAACUCAGAAAACCAGAAAAUGAAAUCUGGGUGAAACUCAAACCUGGAAAGGUUUUAUUUGUUGAUAAUUGGAGAGUCCUUCAUGGACGUGAUGCAUUUACUGGAUACCGUCGUCUGUGUGGCUGUUACCUGAUGAGAGAUGAUGUACUGAACACCGCAAGAUUCCUUGGGAUCGAGAUUUGAAAAACAAAUUUCUGAACUUCUUAUACAAUUUGUUGACUUCAGAGUUUUGACAUGUAUCUGAAUUUUAGAUUUCUAGAGAAACUUAAAAGAUCAUGAACUAUAUAUUCAUUGAAUCAGACAGUUUUACAAAUUAUAUUUAGUUUGCCCAGCUGAACCAUAAUGUUAGUUUUAAAUCUUUAUUAUUAUUAUCUUUCAACUACUGCUUUUUUCAUUUUGACCCACCCUCCUCCUAAUGGAUUAAUGAAGUUUAUUAUUCCAAUUAUGUAAAGUGAAAUUCAUUGUAUACAGUUGCCAAAGAAAUUGUGAUCAGAACCAUUUGUGAAAGACUAGAGUGGUCAACUUGAACAACAAGAUCAAAAGCAUGCUCUCUACAUUCAAUAUUGUUUAGUUUAAGAGUAUUUAUAGUUUAUAGUGCUUAAAUUUGAACUUGGCAGUUGCUUGCUAAUAUGUAACUGGGCUUUUCCUCCCAUAAUCACUUUAUAUGACUGUUAACAACUGCACUAUUAUGGAUAAUGUUUUAUGCAAAGCCUAGUAAAAGCAUAGUAACAUUCACGAUGUGGAAGUGUUGAUGUUGGACUGGGGUGAACAAAGUCAGAAGUCACAUGACACCAGGUUAUAGUCUCAACAGGUUUAUUUGAAAGUUUAUUGAAGUCUUUAGCUUUUGCAGUGCUGCUCCAUCAGGUAGAGAUUCAAAUAAACCUGUUGGACUAUAAACCUGUGUCAUGCAACCUCUGAAUAAUAUUUAUGUUCCAUGCUUUAUACAGAUCAUUUCUGGAUAUUAGAAUGUUUUGAAUUAAUACCUAAAUAAAGCUCCACCCAUACAUUUCUGGCAAUGAGGAAACUUUUUUCUGAGACACAGUUUUUAAAUGUGAUAUAAGGAAGUUGUGAGGAUUCUAAAUCUCGGUUGUAAACACAGCUAUUCAAAAGGGAGGAGAAACAGAAAAUUGAAUAGGUCAAUUAGUUUGACACCAUAGUCGGGAAAAUGCUAGGAUCCAUUACUAGCAAUGUUCUAUCAUAUGUUUGGGUAGAGUGGAUGUAAACUUAUGAAAUUAAACAGUUUUAUCAGAAAUAUUGUAAACUUUUUGAGGUUGCAAUAAUGUAUGUUCAGGGAACUACAGAAUGUUAAUCUUCUAAACUUUCAGAAAGCGUACAAUAAAAUAUAUCACAUCUUUACUACAAAUGGGGCCUAGGGGAUUGAGUAAUAUUUUGGCAAUGAUUUGAAGAUUGUUUAACAGA